GACACCCUGCCCCAGGGCCCAGCACCCUGAGGAUCCAUAGUCUGCUGGCCCGUGGCCAGCGCGCGAAGCCUCUGACCCCACAGGUUCCCCCCGCAGCAAUUCCACGAGGCAGCAUAUCUGGCUGACGACCGGUAUGACCUGCUCAGUGCCAUCAAUGAGUUCCUGGACUGCAGUGUGGUGCUGCCGCCCUCCGAGGUGCAGGGCGAGGAGCUGCUGCGCACAGUAGCCCACUUCCAGCGCCAGAUGCUCCAGAAGCGUGAGGAGCAGGAGCGCCGGGUGCUGCCAGGUACUGCGCUGGAGCCUAAGUCACCCGCUGAGAAAGCGCUGCUGAAGCCGAAGGUGGUGGAUGGGGAGGCGGAGGAUGAGGACGACCCCCUGCGGCGCACGGGCCGGCCCUUCGGGGGGCUCAUCCGUGACGUGCGCCGGCGCUACCCCAAGUACCUGAGUGACUUCAGGGACAGCCUGAACCCCCAGUGCGUCGCCGCCAUCAUCUUCAUCUACUUCGCCGCGCUCUCACCAGCCAUCACCUUCGGGGGGCUGCUGG
This is a messenger RNA of Chelonoidis abingdonii (Abingdon island giant tortoise), 544 nucleotides long. Its product is annotated as anion exchange protein 2-like. NCBI's taxonomy places the organism in Eukaryota, Metazoa, Chordata, Testudines, Testudinidae. The record is from RefSeq and is a predicted model, not a curated record. Gene Ontology annotation, biological process: transmembrane transport; bicarbonate transport; monoatomic anion transport. Gene Ontology annotation, molecular function: solute:inorganic anion antiporter activity. Gene Ontology annotation, cellular component: apical plasma membrane; plasma membrane; basolateral plasma membrane.